Gryllus bimaculatus (two-spotted cricket) is the source of this 2230-nucleotide messenger RNA. Lineage: Eukaryota; Metazoa; Arthropoda; Insecta; Orthoptera; Gryllidae. The record is from the annotation of a GenBank genome assembly.
GCCGCGGCGCAGCUCAGCACCGACACGGUGCGCGCGGCCGCGUGGUCGACCCUGUGCCCCGGCCGGCCGUCCGCGCACCCCGCGCCCGCCAAGCAGCUCUCUGCUCCGCCGCCCGACCGCAAGGUUCUAUUUACAUGUCGUGGCUGUUCGUGGUGAGCCUGUGCUACAUGUACAACUGCUGGGUGAUUCCGCUGCGGUGCGCGUUCCCGUACCAGACGCCCAAUAACACCGCCACGUGGCUCGCCCUGGACUACACGGCCGACGCCGUCUACAUCCUGGACGUCCUCCUCUUCAAGCCGCGACUCGUCUACUUGUUCGAGGGCUUCUGGGUGCAGGACCUCGCCAUGACGCGCAAGCGCUAUCUCGCCAAAUGGCAGUUCAAGAUGGAUGUCUUGUCUUUGCUCCCCUUGGACAUCUUUUACCUCAGGUUUGGAACAGGUCAACUCCUUUUGCGUCUACCUCGCUUGUUAAAGAUACAAACAUUUUGGGAGUUUUUUGAACAACUGGAUAGCAUAUUAUCCUCACCCUAUAUUGUGAGAAUAGCUCGAACUCUUACCUACAUGCUUUACCUCAUUCACCUUAAUGCAUGUGCGUAUUAUGCUGUUUCAACAUGGGAAGCUAAAACAUGGUAUUCAGAGCCAAAUGGAUGGAUGUUUGAUGGAAAUGGCAAUGCGUAUAUAAGAUGUUUUUACUUUGCUACAAAGACUGCUACAUCAAUAGGAAAGAACCCAAAGCCAACAAAUAAUAUUGAAUUUUUAUUUAUGACUUGGAGCUGGCUCAUGGGUGUAUUUGUCUUUGCUUUACUUAUCGGUCAGAUGAGAGAUAUAAUAGUAACAGCAACACGACCACAAACAGAAUAUCGUCGUCUACUGGAUGACACAUUGAAAUAUAUGAGACGAUUCAACUUACCACAGAAACUACAAGAAAGAGUGAAAAUGUGGUUUGUUUUUACAUGGGAACAACAGCAUACUUUAGAUGAGAGUCGCAUAUUGAAUUCACUACCACCUAAAUUAAAGACGGAUGUAGCAAUAAAUGUGCACAUUCAAACAUUGUGCAAAGUGCAACUUUUCCAUGACUGUGAUGAAGCUCUUUUACGGGACCUAGUAUUGAAAUUACGACCCAUUAUUUAUCUUCCUGGAGAUUGCAUCUGUCGCAAAGGAGAAGUUGGGAAAGAAAUGUACAUAGUGAAAGUGGGCCAAGUUCAGGUGAUGGGAGGUAAAGAAGAUACUGAGGUGUUGGCCACUUUAAGUGAGGGUUCAGUAUUUGGGGAAAUAAGUCUUCUUGCACUUUCAGGGGGUAAUCGAAGAACAGCAACAGUCAGGUCACGGGGCUUCUCUAACCUCUUUGUUUUAAGUAAGAAUGACCUAAAUGAAGCCAUAGUCCACUACCCUGAAGCUCAGGAGAUCUUGAAAAAGAAAGCAAAUAAAAUCAUGAGAGAAAAUGCUGCAAGAGAAAAAUUGAGCAAAGAGCAAGAUAUGGCAGCCAGUAUAAUCAUUAACAAUAAAGGAGUAGCUCCUGAGACUCCUCGAUUGGUGCAUACAGUUAUUCAGGUAAUGGGACAUUUAGAUUUCUCUGCAAGAACUCUUGCACAAAGCAACAAUGUGAGCUCUGCUGAAACUCAUAUCAAUAGUAACCAAACACAAAAGGAAGAGAACGAAGAUCCUGAUGAGAAAAAGUUUGAAUGUAGAGUAACAGUGCACCGUGAAAUGAGCCAAUGAAUUCCAUGCAAAUCCAGUUCUGGACCAUCUCCAAUGGGCUCGCUUUCCUGCCUGCAGACAGACAUUUCAAAUGGGUAAGAAACAUGGAGGAAACUUAUACAUAUUUUGAAAAUAAUGGUUGUGUUAUUAUAAAAACAUCAUUCACUAUUUUCAAUCAUUUUUAUAAAUAUGGAAAGAUGUUUUUCUAAAAAUCAUGUAUUCAAACAUAAUGAAAUUAUAAUUCAAACAGUAUUGUAAUUGUAAACAACAGUUUUGGGAUGUUAACCAAGUAAAAUUGAAAGUUGAGGAGUAACUUCAAUAUUUUAUAAAAAUGACAUUUCUUUACAGCUUUUAGCUGAUUUAAUUUGCAUGGCAGAAAAUGUACAAGAAAGAGAAUAACUUAUUGUAUCAAAGGAUUAAAUUUCAGAACUAAUUUAUAUGAUUAGAUUUUUACAAGAGGAAAGAGAAUGAGGAACAGUAUGGUUAUUAAUGCCAUAAAUCAUAUUUAUAUAGAAUUUAUGUAUGUUGUGAUA